Corticium candelabrum is the source of this 966-nucleotide messenger RNA. RefSeq names its product U2 small nuclear ribonucleoprotein A'-like. Gene Ontology annotation, cellular component: U2 snRNP. Lineage: Eukaryota; Metazoa; Porifera; Homoscleromorpha; Homosclerophorida; Plakinidae. The coding region runs from base 75 to 836 and encodes 253 amino acids. The transcript has 8 exons. Gene Ontology annotation, molecular function: protein binding; U2 snRNA binding. The record is from RefSeq and is a predicted model, not a curated record. Gene Ontology annotation, biological process: mRNA splicing, via spliceosome.
GUCAAAUCCGGGAUUUAGCUAAAUCCGGGAUUUACGUAGCGAACACGUUGAGUUGUUGUGCGUUUUUGUGAGCAAUGAAGCUAACUGCAGAUCUCAUAGCUGACUCGCCGCAGUUUUUCAACGCUAAUAAAGACUGGGAGCUUGAUAUGAGAGCAAACAAAAUCCCUGUUUUAGAGAAUCUGGGAUGUACAUUGGAUCAGUUUGAUGUAAUUGAUUUCUCGGAUAACGAUAUACGUAAAAUAGAGGGAUUUCCUGUCUUGCGAAGACUCAAGACUUUGUUUUUUAAUAACAACAAGAUCAUACGAAUUGGUGAAGGAUUGGAACAGUUGUUGCCUAAUCUGAGAGAAUUGAUGUUGACCAACAAUGCACUUCAGGAACUGAGUGAUCUUGAUCCUCUUGCAACUAUCAAGACACUUACUCACAUCAGUUUGCUCAGAAAUCCAGUCACAGCUAGAAAGCAUUACAGACUCUACAUGAUUCAUAUGCUUCCUAACUUGAAGGUCCUCGACUUCCAGAAAGUCAAGCAAAAGGAAAGAGAAGAAGCCGAGCGUGUGUUUGGUGGAAAACAAGGCAAGCAACUGGCUCAAGAACUGGGACGAGCAUCUAGGACGUUUCUUCCGGGUGGUGGCUCUGCUAUAGCUGCAGGCCGAGGCGGUGAGAGAGCACGACAGGCAUCGAUGGAUGUGCAAGCUAUCCGUGCGGCCAUUGCACAAGCGAAGUCUCUCGAUGAAGUGCGAAGGCUAGAGAUGAUGUUACAGCAAGGUCAAAUCCCUGGGAGGGAAAGAUUCGGUGGCCCAAUGGACGACAUACGUAUGCAUGUCAAUGGGCCGUCAUAGCAGCGACUUUUCGUGAGCGAAUGUUGCCCAAUAUAUGUAGAUGUGAUAAUGAGUAGUUGCCAUAAACAAAGACUAAAACUUUUAGUCUCGUGUAGCCGGACCCUUUCCUGUUGCGUCAUACUUCCGGACU